Molecule: messenger RNA, 2884 nt
Organism: Fundulus heteroclitus (mummichog)
Lineage: Eukaryota; Metazoa; Chordata; Actinopteri; Cyprinodontiformes; Fundulidae
Exons: 10
Coding region: 138-1631 (497 amino acids)
Source: RefSeq, a predicted model, not a curated record
GCGAGAGUUUCGAGCCCAUGAUAUUUGACUAGUCGAAAAACCGGAUCAAAGUGUUUUUUGAGGUUUUACUUGCGCUGUUACUGAGGCGUGUAAAUGAGUUAAGGACGGGUUUAUAGUAACACAGUGGCCACUCUUCAAUGUCACUCUUGUUUUUCCGUCUUUCUCCAAGGGACAUGUUGUUAUUGUUGGUUACAGUCUUCAGUGUCUUCGGUGGUUCCCUUGCUAGAUUGCAAAAGAAUGAACGACCUUGUUAUGGCGGUGAGGUUGAGUUCCCGGAAACCACUCGUUCACUGCUUUGGAGAGGGCCAUUGUAUUUUACUCCAAGUAAUGGAGGCGAAAGGAAAAUACUAUUCGAGGAUGGGGAGGCAAAGGACCCACGACUCAAAGUUUCCUAUGUUUCAGUCCGUCUCACAGAUUUAACUAAAAAGGAUGAAGGAGUUUAUGAGGUAUCAUUUGGUGGUAAACGUUCACUUGAAGUGCUCCGAUUAAAAAUACUUGAUUGUGCUGAAAAGAUCUUUAAGGAUUACAUGCACAAUUUAGAGUACGUCAUUUCUGACAAGGUCCAGUACCUGGAGUACAAUCCACCUGACAACAAAGACAUACCAUUAAUCCUGUGGAAUAGAACAAACAGUCUCAAUAAUGAUAGAAGAAGAGGAAACGUUCAGCGCAAUGUUUGGAGAAUCCCUGGGGUUACUCAGGCAGACAACGGCUUCUACAACUUCAGGCGAGGAGACAAGAGUCUGGACUCAAGGAUACUACUCACAGUAAAAGAGAACACCCGUUUCUAUGAUCCAAAAGUGAAUGAGCAUCUCUUGAUUACAAAUCCUUUCACUGGUGGACCGUGGACUGUGACGUUUAAACAAGAAACAGAAGAUGAAUGGGUGACGAUGAUGAAAGAUGGCCGGUUGGUCCAUGGUGACGACAUAUUCUCUGAGAGAAUUACUAUUCAAAGUUAUGGCAUUCAAAUAUACCCUGUUGAAUCUACGGAUUCUGGUACCUUUGAGUUCAGAGACCAACAAGGCAACCUGGCCUUGUCUGUCCAGGUGGAGGUCUUCCAUGAAUCUCAUCAUGCAAGCAAUGUCAACACAUAUAUUGUUGUUUUUGUCGUGGCUCUCCUUUUGGGGAUAUGCUGCUGCUGUUGUUGCUUUUGUAAAAAGAGAUGCUGUAAAAAAGACAAAUCAGCUGAUGCAGCUACAGAAGGAACUGCUGUUACAUAUCAUGACAAGUCGGCUCCAACCGCUACAGGACCCGUGGUGUACUAUCAUGGUACAAAUCAGCCAACAGGACCAAGCUACUCAAAUCAACCAUAUCCCUCAGUUUACCCCCCUCAUCCAGUAAACCCUCCAGCCUAUACUGAACCUGCAGCUGUCUCCAUUGAACCACCGCCGUCACAGCCUAAUACCGCUAUGUACCCUACACAUCCUACAUUGAUGUAUCCUCCCCUUUCCGAGGUUGGACCUCCAACAUCUCAGGGAUCUGCAGCAGCUCCCACCUUCAGCUCAGAUGUUUUCUCCUCAGAUGCUGAGCCGAGAUUUGAGCUGAAAGGAAUGACUUUUCCUUCAGCUCCUCCUCUCGGCUCAGAUGUAACAAUCAGUGAUGUUUACAACUCAGAUAAACUAAACUUUCUAUGAAGCAUGUGCUGAGCACUGGUGAUGGUGCUGUUUCAGUCUUUACUGGACUUUGUAAGCUACGUUCUACACCGUAACAAUAUUUCUCCACAGACCUCAAAAGCCCAGGGACCAUGCUACACUUAGUCAGGCUUAUUCUUAUUCUUGAAACAUAAGGAUGCAUUGACAUCAGAUUCUGUACACAUCAAGUUGUUUUUUUGCUGGUGAUAUGAAAAAAGUGUCCUGGAUUUCAAAAAAUUUUCACCAACUACUUUAUAUAAUCUGUAAAUUGUUGCAUUUUGAAUUAGAACUCCAGUUCAUCGUCAACACAGUCACUCUGCAAUGAGGCCUAACUGGAGAUACUGCACCAAAAUACAUUUUCUGUUAUGCGUAAUACAAGAUAACCCAAUAUUCAUGCAGGCAACUGACUUACAUUUUAAAAAGUUUAUUGACAAGAUGAGUAGUGGUCGACAAUGCAGGCAGGCAUGACCAGACUGACCGGGGGUUGCAGUCGGUGACAGGACAAACCAGAUGAAAGCAGGAGGUGACCAGAACAGCACGCAGACCCUGGAAACACACAUCAGUGAGGGCUGAACAUGACCAGGGAACUAGAGUCCAGUUGGCAGAACACACAGGAACUGCAGCAGUACACCUGAGGCAUGACGAGUGGACAGAGCUGAUAGGAUGGUGGCUGAAAGGUGACAGGGCUGGUACUAGAAAAAGUCCGGAAAAAAACCCAACAAAAACCCAAAUCAUGGCAAUUUUCAAACUGGAGUACAGAGUCUGAAAAAAUGUCAAACAUGUAUCUUUUUCAUCAGAUUAGACAUUUUUUUUUGCUAUGGUGUGCUUGUGUAUUCCUAGGGAUUGGAUGGGGGCUUGCAGGGAAAAAAAGGUUGAUAAUCACUACAUUAAUUGGUGCAUAAUAAAUGAAUUAGCUUUUGUAUAUAGCUGCACUGUCCCAAAGUAAUGGGACUACUUUAAAAAUGUAAAUUCCUUUACCUCAGGUACGAAAAGUUAAAGGAAAACUGCCAUAUUCCCACUUUAUAAACGCAUCUCCAUGUAUAUUUUAAAUGUAAAACUGGCUACAUUAGCAGUGCCUUCAAAGAAAGAGAUAUGUUUUACUUUUUACCAUUGUUACUGUUUUAUCGUUUGUUUUUAACCUUCAAACACCACUUUCUUUACUGUUCUUGUAAAACAUUACCAUAUCAUAAUGUGUUUUCCUGUCUGUGCAUAACUGUUCUUGGAAAUGCGGUGCUAUAUUAAAGGACAUAACUGAA